UCGCUGCGAGAGUGCAUGGCGCAGAGAGAGGAGGACUAAGCUCAGCGUUGGGAUCUUGAACGGUGGAUAUUUGUGUUUCUGAAGAUCAUGCAGAAACCCUGAAAUGAGACCAGCUCCGGACGCGUGGACCUCCAUCCCCGCUUCAUUGAUGAACACGUGCAGCACGGCUCCGAGGACCAGCUGCUGUAGCUGCAUUCAUAAACACUUCUUUAGGACUCACAACAAACCCUGAGCUUUGUUUUUGUGGGUCUCCAAACGCGCACUUGACUGUUUUGCACGUGACUCGACGAUGGCCGAGGAAGGUGAAGUGAAUGUAGGGAGGCUCCGAGAGGAACACGAAAAGGUGGUGAAAGACUGUGAGAGUCGGAUUCAGCACUGGAAAAAGGUGUCCGGUGACUACGAAGCCCUAAACGAUCGCCUCGAAACUCUCCCAGAUCAAUUGUCUUAUGACAUCAUGGUGCCGUUUGGCCCCUUGGCCUUCAUGCCCGGGAAGCUCGUGCACACCAACGAGGUGACGGUGCUGCUGGGCGACAACUGGUUCGCCAAGUGCUCCGCCAAGCAGGCUCGAGAAAUCAUCGCUCACAGGAUGAGCUACGUAAGGAAGGAAUUGGAUGACCUGUCCAAGACGAGGAAAACCUUUGAAGCGAGAGUUGGCUUCACGAAGGAUUUGGAAACCCUGUCGGGCAGCAAAGGCGACUACGUCGACAUUCGAGAGGAGGUCGGAAACAAUGACUCCGCUGCCACAAAAGGAAAGCAAAGAAUAGCUCACAAACCGAACUCUAAGCCCAAGAUUGAUGCAGCGUUUGAUCUAAAAGAGGAGGACGAGGAGAACGAUGAAGAGACCGGAGGCAGCGGCACCAAAAGAGGCACCCUGAUUGAGGAGGAGUUGUGGGCCAGGUUGGAUGAACUUGAGAAGCUGGAGGAGCUCCAAGAUGAGCAGGACAGGUUGUCUGAUAACAUGACCGCUGAGGACUCGUCGUCCUCUUCAUCGGAGGAGGAGAAGGAGGCGGACGACGCCCCUCCGGUAAACGGCCUGAGUUUGACGCCAAGCUGGAGCGCCGCGCCUCCUAGCAAACCGCCACUCACCGAGCGGAGAGAGGAAGAGGAGGAGGAAGGCCACCGUUUGCCCACAAUUUUCUUUUCUCACACAGUCGAGCCCAAGAAGGUGAGAAUCAACACGGGAAGAAACACGACGCUGAAGUUCAGCGAAAGGAAAGAGCAGAAGGAGCAUUCGAAGCGGAACAAGAAAAAUGGCCACAGCAACGGACACUCGCUCCAUGAACUUCACAAAAUUACAACUCCAGUGGAUAUUUACAGAUUGUUUGUGGACGUAAAGAACGGGGAGCCCGUUCCCAGAAAGUCCAUCUUGAAGUCUCGCAGUCGAGAGAACAGCGUGUGCAGCGACACGAGCGAGAGCAGCGCGGCCGACUUCGAGGAGCGCAGAGUGAUCGGCCGCAGCUUCAGCCACGACGAGACGCACAGCGACACCAGCGAUGGAAUCACAGAGGAGGACAGUCCCACGGCCGUACCUCUGCUAAUGCCCAGCCGAUACGAGGCUUUUUCAGGGACAGUGAUAGAAAAAGACCCGAUGCCAUCAGGUGUCCCCCACCUGACCAUCGUCCCACCAGCUCUGCCCACGAUACUGGAGAGGAAACAGGAGGAAGUGGCCCCCGAUGUGGCUCCGCCUCAGCAGGCACCUAAAAGGGUGUCAAAGUUCAAAGCUGCCAGGCUGCAGCAGAAGUGAUGAUUAAGAAGUCGUUUUUACCUGCAGACUUUUUGACUCGUCUUUAUUACAAAGUCUGGGAGAAUAAAAAUCUUCCCGUUGUGCUCGUUAAGCUGUUCGUCAUCACUUUGCUUUUUUUACAGCUCGCUGUUUCCAGGUGAGAUGAGUCUGUAGGGUGGAACAGAAGAUGCAUUGUUUGUUUUUUUCCUUUCCAAGUAGAUGCUAUUUUUAAAAAUCGGUCGUUUCCCUUUUUUCUUACCUACCUAUUGAAUGUAUGUAUUUUUCUGUG
Molecule: messenger RNA, 2012 nt
Organism: Nematolebias whitei (Rio pearlfish)
Lineage: Eukaryota; Metazoa; Chordata; Actinopteri; Cyprinodontiformes; Rivulidae
Gene: uri1
Product: URI1 prefoldin like chaperone
Exons: 11
Coding region: 290-1744 (484 amino acids)
Biological process (GO): negative regulation of phosphatase activity; negative regulation of transcription by RNA polymerase II
Molecular function (GO): chromatin binding; phosphatase inhibitor activity; transcription corepressor activity
Source: RefSeq, a predicted model, not a curated record